AUGGAUUUUGGAAGAAGAAGAACUCAAAAGUACACUUUUAAGAAUCCAAAUUUGGAAUGCUUAAGAGAGCUAGAAUCUUUGGUGGUUAAUCCUGAAGACUUCAAAGGCAGAUAUGGGAGACUUCUACCUCUUUUAAAGACCAACAUGAUGGAGGGGAUUCUUGCUACAUUGGUUCAAUUUUAUGAUCCAUUGUACCGAUGCUUUACCUUUCCAGAUUAUCAGCUUGUGCCUACUUUGGAGGAGUUUUCUCACUUGAUUGGCCUACCCAUCCAUGAUCAAGUUCCCUUUUCCGAUUUAGAAGAAAUUCCAAAGCAUCAAGACAUUGCAGAAGCUACUCAUUUAAAGAUGUCUGAGAUCAAAGAUAAUCUAACUACGAAAGGAGGAAUUCUUGGCUUGCCUGCUAAGUUCUUGAUAGAGGAAGCUCGUUAUUUUGCUAGUAUGAAUAGUAUGGAUGCUUUUGAGGCUAUUCUUGCCUUGCUUGUCUAUGGAUUAUUCCUCUUCCCUAAUGUUGACGACUUUGUUGACAUUAAUGCUAUCAAAAUAUUCUUAAUUGGAAAUCCAGUUCCUACCUUGCUUGCAGAUGUUUACCAUUCAGUCCAUCUCAGGAAUUUUCAUAAGGGGGGAAUGAUCAUAUGUUGUGCAACUCUACUCUACAAGUGGUUUAUUUUGCACUUGCCUCAAUCUACUGCCUUUUAG
Lathyrus oleraceus (garden pea) is the source of this 696-nucleotide messenger RNA. RefSeq lists its product as uncharacterized. The record is from RefSeq and is a predicted model, not a curated record. Bases 1 to 696 code for a protein of 231 amino acids. NCBI's taxonomy places the organism in Eukaryota, Viridiplantae, Streptophyta, Magnoliopsida, Fabales, Fabaceae. The transcript has a single exon.